Molecule: messenger RNA, 954 nt
Organism: Microthlaspi erraticum
Lineage: Eukaryota; Viridiplantae; Streptophyta; Magnoliopsida; Brassicales; Brassicaceae
Source: the annotation of a GenBank genome assembly
AUGAGAGACUUCAAGGGAAGUGAUUACAGUUCUCUGUUGCUCAACCUUACCACCACCAGCCUCAACAAGGCCCAGAGGCGUUGGCGUAUUGCCUACGCUGCCAUCUACUCCGUGAGGGCUAUGCUCUCUCUCGUUAAAGAGAUAGUUCCCGGAAGGAUUGAUCCCAAAGCCUCUGAUGCCUCCUUCUCUCUCUCCUACACAGCCCUCGAGUCCGGUGAUGUUGCAAACAACAACUCUAUGCCUCUCUCUUAUGUUCCUGCUAUCGAUCAGGAACGACUUGUUGAGAUUAUGAAGAUUAAGGACUUACCGGGCAUCCGAGCCUUAGGUGGCGUGGAGGGUGUCGCCGCUUCCCUUAGGACAAACGCCACCAAAGGAAUCCACGGGAAUGAGCAAGAGGUCAGUAGACGCCGUGACCUCUUUGGCUCUAACACCUACCACAAGCCACCGCCUAAAGGACUUCUCUUCUUUGUCUAUGAAGCUUUCAAGGACACAACCAUCUUGAUCCUCUUGGUCUGCGCCACUCUAUCCCUUGGCUUUGGUAUUAAAGAACACGGCAUCAAAGAAGGCUGGUAUGAAGGUGGAAGCAUCUUCGUAGCAGUCUUUUUGGUCAUAGUUGUCUCUGCUCUCAGCAAUUUCAGGCAGGAGAGACAGUUCCACAAGCUGUCCAAGAUAAGCAAUAAUAUCAAAGUGGAAGUCCUUAGAGACAGCAGGCGUCAACAUAUCUCCAUAUUUGAUGUUGUUGUUGGUGACGUUGUCUUCUUGAAGAUCGGAGACCAGAUUCCGGCUGAUGGUCUGUUCUUGGAUGGGCACUCACUUCAGGUGGACGAGUCUAGCAUGACCGGAGAGAGUGACCAUCUUGAAAUCGAUCACAAGGAUAACCCCUUCUUGUUCUCCGGGACGAAGAUAGUCGACGGCUUUGCUCAGAUGCUGGUCGUCUCUGUGGGUCCGUCUUGA